AAAAUGGCGUCUCUAAAGUCUGAUUUGGAUCAAUAUUUGCUACAAAACGAAACUCGAAAAAGUUACAAGAUUAGUUUACCGUUUUCUACACCGGGUUUUCUUUCGAGAACUCCUACUGAAGAUACUCCAACAAGCAGUUCUAGUGCUGGAAGCUGGCUCGAUGAAGUGCAGAAGGAAUAUUUUACACUGAGUCGAACGCAGAGGUUCAUGGGGUUUGGAGUGUGUCUCUUCUUUGGCAUUCUCUGCUUCAUAUUAUCAUUCCUGUAUGUGCCAGUGCUGUUGUUCCAAGCCAGGAAGUUUGCCCUGUUAUUUACACUGGGUAGCAUGUUCCUCAUAUUCAGUUUCAGCUUUCUAUAUGGACCAUGGAACCACUUGAAGUCACUCUUCAGCAAAGACAGAGCGCUCACAACGUUGCUGUAUGGGCUUACACUGUUUGGCACGUUGUACUGUGCACUGCAUCUACAAAGCACAGUGUGGACUAUAGUUUGCGCUGUUUUUCAGGUAAUAGCCCUAGUCUGGAUGAUGAUGGGCUCGAUUCCGGGUGGAGCUACAGGUGCCAGGUUCUUUGGCAGCAUGUUCAAGUCGACAGUGUCGAACACGCUGCCUAUUUAACACCUAGAUCUCAUUCGUAUUCAUGUGGAAUUGUGGUGACAUUUGCGGCCCACCUCGAUCUUUUAAUGAACAUUCUAUAACGAAAUAAGCAGUGUCAUUCAUAUUCGUGUGGUCAUUUAUGGGAUGGCAAGUGAAGCUGCUUUCAUCAGAUGACUAAACAUGUAUUGAUGGUGCCACCAUUUUAAGAUUCACUAGUAAGUUGGCAAUGUUUACAUUAUGCAAUAUUCAGGGCACUCAAUUAAAUUUUCUCAUGCAAUACACUUGGAAAUUUGCAACUUGUUUGUAUUAAUAUUAAUGUAAAUAGUACACAAGUAAGCAUAUACACCUACCACCUAAUGAAUAUUGCAUGAUUUAAAUAUGGCUAACGUUUCCCCCGUUUCCAAACGCUCCUGGUGAGUACGUGCCUUAAAGAUUAAUUGUCGAUUUGUUAGUUAGUUUGUAAUGUGUUAUAAACAGAGAUGGCCAAGCGCCCGGGUUUUAACCCGGUGCUUAUUUAAUGCCGGGUUUAAAUCGGGUUAAUACACAUUAAUGCCCAAAAUCUAGGGCAAAAACUAUUUACUACUAAAUGUUUGUUGUAAGUCGAAUUUCGGUCAAGUUUAAUUAUAUUAAAUACAAAAUGUGUAUUGGUUUCUGAUCUAGACUAUUCGAUUUGCCUUUUUAAUGAAUUGGUUCGCUUGAAAAUCGCAUUGAAAUAAAUCGAUACGUAAAAUCGUAUGGCCUCGAAUGUACAUCCUUAAUGGUGGGAAUCCACAGGAUUGCAAAGAAAUUCUUUUAAAAAUAUUUUUUACACCGAAAUUUGUAAUAAGUAUGGAAUUAUACCAAAUUCCG
Hyposmocoma kahamanoa is the source of this 1440-nucleotide messenger RNA. RefSeq names its product protein transport protein sft2. Gene Ontology annotation, cellular component: membrane. The transcript is spliced from 4 exons. Gene Ontology annotation, biological process: vesicle-mediated transport. NCBI's taxonomy places the organism in Eukaryota, Metazoa, Arthropoda, Insecta, Lepidoptera, Cosmopterigidae. The record is from RefSeq and is a predicted model, not a curated record. The coding region runs from base 4 to 612 and encodes 202 amino acids.